UCAAGAUGGCGAGGCUACAUCAGUUGAGGCAGUAUGGCGGCGCAUGGAGAACACAAUAAUUUAGAAAGGUAGUCAGGUGCCCAAAAAGAAGACAGCCGUCUCAUUUUAAUUGCUUCCAGAAGAUUCAAGUGGAGGAUGAUCAGUGCCUAGAUCCCAUAUUAAGCUGAAUGCAUUGUGAUUUCCAAUAAUUGAGACAGUGAUUCUGAAAGCUGUCUACAUUAAUGAAAAGAACAAUGUAGACAGCUUAGCAAUUUCACCUCUGGUACGUGGUCUAUACAGGGAUGUGCUUCUGCAUGCUGCAUUCUGGGUUCAGAUAGGAAGAAAGUGUCUUAAAACAGGUCAGAUUUUAGAAUAAAUUAUCAGUGCGUAUAAGCUGUAGUUCGUUAUUCAGUGGAAAUGGAGAUAGACGAUGUGCUACCCCCUCUCCCCUUGGAUCCACCUGGUUUUUUUGACCUAGAUGAGGGCAUGGCACCUCCACCACCUCCCCUGCAAACGUCCAGUGACGCAGAGGUAAUGGACGUUAGCUCUGGUGGUGAUGGACACACAGACACCCCAGGGGAAGGGGAAGCCAUGGCACAGCAACCCCUCGCUAAGGGCUCAAUCACUUUCUGUAGCCACCUCUCAGACGAGGCCAUUCCCAACCCUCAGUGCCCCAGAACAGCCCGCCACGCCCCCCCAGUCUCCGGGUUCCUACCAGACCUCAAGCUGCUCAGAGAUGUUAAGAUCCGUGUGAGCUUCACCGAAAGCAGCAGCAACAUCAACAGCAAAGACAGGAAGGUUUUGUACACAGGCGAAGGGCAGGAGGCAGGAAGUGAUGAUGGUUUAGACAGCAUGAAUGGUGAGAUGCAUGACUCAGGUGAGGGAAGCUCUGGAGCGGGAAACUUAGCAGGCAGGAGAUCAGAUGAGUCCGAGGUAGACAUGGAAAACAAGGUAGAGUUCGCCGUACUGGAUGAGCUGGACGACCACUACGAGAACUUCCUGGAUCAUGACGACAUGGAGCACGGUGGCUUUAAGUCUGAGGGCAUAGCGCAGCAGGAUCAAGCGGAUGAGGAGAGCGUGACUUUCGCCUAUGAGGAGGAGUUUGACAACGAUGUGGACGCCUUGCUGGAGGAGGGCAUGCCUGUCCCUAAAAAGAUGCGUCCGUCAGAGGACAAAUAUGGCGGGGAAAGUGAUCACCCGUCAGACGGAGAAGGAGGGGUUCAGCCCAUGAUGACCAAAAUUAAGACUGUCCUGAAGAGUCGUGGGCGCCCCCCCACUGAGCCUCUCCCAGACGGAUGGAUCAUGACAUUCCAUAACUCGGGCAUUCCCGUCUACCUGCACAGAGAAACCAGAGUGGUGACCUGGUCCAGACCCUACUUCCUUGGCACUGGCAGUAUUAGGAAACACGACCCUCCGACCAGCAGCAUCCCUUGCCUUCACUACAAGAAGAUCAAGGCUGUGGAGGAGAAGGAGCUGAAUGGGGAGGUGACCCAAAAUGUAGAGGAGACCCAAAAUGUAGAGGAGACCCAAAAUGUAGACGUGACCCAAAAUGUAGACGUGACCCAAAAUGUAGACGUGACCCAAAAUGCAGAGGAGACCCAAAAUGUAGACGUGACCCAAAAUGCAGAGGAGAGUCCUGUCAAACCAGUUGAUGAGACCAAUGGUGAAGAGAUGGCCGGUCCCUCUGAGGCUCCAGCCUGAGAGCAUACAUUGAUCCCUCCCUUCAUCGUGAUGACGGGGUCCACGGGGAGAAGUAC
Messenger RNA from Notothenia coriiceps (black rockcod), 1736 nucleotides. RefSeq names its product DGCR8 microprocessor complex subunit (gene dgcr8). Gene Ontology annotation, biological process: primary miRNA processing. Bases 397 to 1680 code for a protein of 427 amino acids. NCBI's taxonomy places the organism in Eukaryota, Metazoa, Chordata, Actinopteri, Perciformes, Nototheniidae. The record is from RefSeq and is a predicted model, not a curated record. The transcript has 5 exons. Gene Ontology annotation, molecular function: double-stranded RNA binding; identical protein binding; primary miRNA binding. Gene Ontology annotation, cellular component: microprocessor complex.